This is a messenger RNA of Colossoma macropomum (tambaqui), 8104 nucleotides long. RefSeq names its product protein bicaudal D homolog 2 (gene bicd2a). Gene Ontology annotation, biological process: protein localization to organelle; regulation of microtubule cytoskeleton organization; microtubule anchoring at microtubule organizing center. The record is from RefSeq and is a predicted model, not a curated record. Gene Ontology annotation, cellular component: Golgi apparatus; cytosol. The transcript has 9 exons. Gene Ontology annotation, molecular function: dynactin binding; dynein complex binding; cytoskeletal adaptor activity. NCBI's taxonomy places the organism in Eukaryota, Metazoa, Chordata, Actinopteri, Characiformes, Serrasalmidae. The coding region runs from base 334 to 2877 and encodes 847 amino acids.
UUGGAACUCCCAGCUGGUGGCUGUUUCUGCAGCUGACGGCUCCUCUCCGCUCAUUCACGGCCCCGGAGCGGAGCGGAGAGAGGCGGAGAGCGUCUCUCAGUCAUGGAGCAGCACUGAGAGAACAUUAACACACAGAGGAACAGUCUCGCUCCGCGGCCUGAAACUACGACCUGCUAACACAACAAACAUGUUUAGACACAUAAGACUCUAACUCCACCGCUCGCCGGUAAAAGCGCGGCUGUUCGGUGACUCCCCCAUCCAGCCUGUGGAUUCCCCCCCAGCCGCCGGUUCUCCCUCAGCGGAGCCGCCUGAGGCGCAUCUCCAUCAGCAAGGAUGUCCACGGAGGAGCCGCUGCUGGCCGAGGCCGGAGCCGAGUGGCUUCGGACCGAGCUGGAGCGCACGUCGCGGGAGCUGAGCGAGACGACCCGGGAGAAGAUCCAGGCGGCCGAGUACGGGCUGGCCGUGCUGGAGGAGAAGCAGGCGCUCAAGCAGCAGUACGACGAGCUGGAGGCCGACUACGAGGCCGUGCGCCAGGAGCUCGAGCAGCUCCGAGAGGCUUUCGGGCAGGCUCACUCUAACCACAGGAAGGUGGCGGCGGACGGUGAGAGCCGGGAGGAGUCUCUGAUUCAGGAGUCUGCGUGUAAGGAGGCGUAUUACGAGCAGCGUGUGCAGGAGCUACAGGCUGAGCUACGGCAAACACGCAAUGUCCUCACCAACACGCAGUCUGAGAACGAACGCCUGGCCACCAUCACGCAGGAGCUCAGAGAGAACAGUCAGAUGGUGGAGCUACAGAGGUCCCGACUCCGUGAUGACAUUAAAGAGUAUAAGUUCCGUGAGGCUCGUCUGCUGCAGGACUAUAGCGAGCUGGAGGAGGAAAACAUCACCCUUCAGAAACAUGUGUCUGUGCUCAAACAGAGCCAGGUGGAGUUUGAGGGCCUGAAGCAUGAGAUUCGUCGCCUGGAGGAGGACACGCAGUUCCUGAACAGCCAAUUGGAGGACGCCAUCCGUCUGAAGGAGAUCGCAGAGAGGCAGCUGGGAGAAGCUCUGGAGACCAUCAAGACUGAGAGAGAGCAGAAGGCGGCCUUGAGGAAGGAGUUGUCCCACUACAUGAGCAUCGGGGACUCCAUGUACCACAAUCCUCUGAACAUCUCUCUGGACGGGCUGAAGUUCAGUGACGACGCAGCGACCGAGCCCAACAACGACGACCCCAUCCAUGGCUACGAGAACGGCUUUGACAAGAUCACCAACAGCGACGACAACCGCAUCUCCACACCCAAAAAGAGCGAGCUUUUCCACCCCGCCCCCAGCCUCGUAGACGACCUCCUGAGCGAACUCAACAUCUCAGAAAUCCAAAAGCUCAAACAACAGCUUGUGCAGGUGGAGAGAGAGAAGGUGACGCUGCUGUCCACGCUGCAGGAUUCACAGAAGCAGUUGGAGCAGGCUAAUGGGGCUCUGUCAGAAGAGCACGAGAAGGUCAGCCGCCUCACUGAGAACCUCAACGCCAUGCGCAAGCUCCAGGCCAGCAAGGAGCGCCAGUCAGCCCUGGACAACGAGAAGGAGCGUGACAGCCACGAGGACGGAGACUACUACGAGGUGGACAUCAAUGGCCCUGAGAUCCUGGAGUGCAAGUACAAGGUUGCCGUGUCAGAGGCUGGUCACCUGAAGGAGGAACUGAAGACUUUGAAAGCAGAGUAUUCCACCUGUCAGUCGCAGUAUGAAGAAGACCGCACUCGUCUGGAGAGCCAGGUGGCCUCCCUGCGCUCUCAGCUGAGCACCCUGGAGCACAGCAGCCGGGCAGAACGGGAGCAGCUGGCGCGGCUGGAGAAGGAGCUGCGGCAGGCCAGUGAAGUGGCUGGCGAGUCGCAGGGCAGCCUCAGCGUCGCCCAAGAUGAGCUGGCCACCUUCAGUGAGGAGCUAGCCAACCUCUACCACCAUGUCUGCAUGUGUAACAACGAGACACCCAAUCGCGUCAUGCUAGAUUUCUAUCGCGAGGGCAAAGCCAACCCAACCGGCCGGAGCAGCCCUGAAGGUCGUGGGCGUCGCUCACCUAUCCUGCUCACUCGUGGCCUCUUCCCCACACCUGAAGGAGAGACCCUAUCUCCAUCCUCCUCCUCCCUGCCGUCCCCAGUGGCUGACCCACGCAAGGAGCCAAUGAACAUCUACAACCUGGUGGCCAUCAUCCGUGACCAGAUCCGGCACCUGCAACUGGCUGUUGACCGCACCACCGAGCUGUCCCGUCAACGUGUGGCCUCCAUGGAGCUGGGCCCUGGAGGUGACAGGGACCAGGAGGCCAGCCUGGAGGAGAUCCUCAAGCUCAAGUCCCUCCUCAGCACCAAGAGGGAGCAGAUCGCCACCCUGCGAACCGUCCUCAAGGCCAAUAAGCAGACUGCUGAGGUAGCACUGGCCAAUCUUAAGAGCAAGUAUGAGAACGAGAAGGCCAUGGUGACAGAGACCAUGAUGAAGCUACGCAACGAGCUCAAAGCCCUGAAGGAGGAUGCCGCCACCUUCUCCUCCCUCAGAGCCAUGUUUGCCACGCGCUGCGACGAGUACGUUACUCAGCUGGAUGAGAUGCAGAGGCAGCUGGCGGCGGCCGAGGAUGAGAAGAAGACGCUGAACUCUCUUCUCCGCAUGGCCAUCCAGCAGAAGCUGGCCCUCACGCAGCGCCUGGAGGACCUCGAGUUCGACCACGAGCAGUCCCGCCGCGGUGGAGCCGGCCGCACCAAGUCGUCCCGGGCCAGGUCUGCCCAGAACGCCGCCCAGCAGUCCCAUGUAAGUCCGACCCUCACGGCCACCUGCGGGGGUCGCGGUGAGCCCAACAGCCUUCUGGGAACGCCCGUGGUGUUCUGCAGCGAGAAGUACAAGAUCUACUGCGACUAAAAGCUUCUGCUGUUCGUGUGCGCGUGUCUAAAACGGCACUAAGUCAGUGUACAAAGCCCCACUCACAUGCGCUCUCUCGCUCGCUCUUUUGCUGACCUGUAUGGUGUGUGUGUGUGUGUGUCCUUUAGGGCUGUGUGUGGUUAUGCCUACCAUUGUACUAGUAGCUAUGCGAAUGAAGAUGGCUAAUAUGGUAGCGCUGGCGUAAAGCUGCCAAAACCCUGUUUUUUGUUGUCCCACACAGAGGGCAGUUUGUUUCCUUCUGUACUCAUGGUGCUGUAUCUAAAGUGGCAGCUUCGUAUCCGAAUGUGUGCGCGUUUCCUGACCCGACCGCUAGUCAUGCUAGUCGGAGCUAGCCACGAGGGCGUCGUGUUGUGGUUGUACCGUAAACCUAGCUGCCCUCCGCAACUCAGUAGACUUCCUUCUCCUUUUUUCUCUCUCUUUCUAGCUAAUCCGUCCCUUCUGCCCUCUUUGUCCUUCCCUCUCUCUCCUGCCUCGGAGAACCUGAACCCGGCAACCCAUUGUCCAAUCAGGUGGCUAAUGUUUACAUUGUAAAAUAAACUCAUGAAUAUGCAAAUUCCCCCUUCUCUUCUUACAGUAGGGGGGAAACCACAAGUAUUUUUGAUACGAAUCAAAACGAUACAAAAGUUAAAAAAAAGACGGGUUCGCCAACAAAUUUAGGACGAUUUCAGUCCUGUCUCGCUCGAGUAGAGGUGGGCGGGAGGGGGUGUUUUGUUUUUUUUAUUUCAUUUGUUCUUUCUCGCAGAUUGGCAAGCUCUUUGCCAAGAUUCCGAUCGUAUUUCUUGGCUCUUGCAUGCAAUUGCUAGCGGAUUCUAGGCUGCGAAGAAACACAUCUCCCGUCUUUCUUAAACGUUCCAGCAUCUCUAGUUCCGUCCCCAUAUCGAGCACAUCUGAAACAGGGCUCUACAUGCUAAAAAAGAGGAACGUUUCUCUCCACUGAUCUGUACCCCCAAACAUGGAGAAGGUCCUUUAUAGCCAUAACACUGGAAAAUAAAGAAGGAAAAGGGAAGACAAAUCAACCCUUUCCCCUCAAAUUCAAGUGCACUUCUAGGUAGGGGCCUCAGGUUCCACACUUUGCCGCACAAAAAGGCAGAUUAAAAGAAAAAAAAAAGGACGAAAAGUUUUGAUUGGUGGUGGUCCAACUAAUCCAAAAAAGAGCACAACAUACAAAGCGAAAUGAAAACGAGUAAAAUAACAAGACAUCACCAUAGAAAAGUGCCUGUCUCUUGAUAUCUAUCAGCAACUGUUCAUUUUCUCAGUGUAAAGCCCUGUCCUUUGUGUCUGAAAGCUAGCGCUUUCCCUUUUCCCCCUCCCGACUCCAUUUGCUACUAAAAGUGAGCCGUAAGGUUUAUUAUAUGUGUGCGUCAUUGACUCCAGUCAUGUCUAACGUCUUUCUCUUCUCCUUGCUUCUCCUGCCACCUUUCUCCUUGUAGAUUGUCAGCAGCUUGCUCCCCAUGCCUCAUCACUCUCCCUUUAAAUAACGACAGGUAACGUUCCCACAGCGUUGUCGUAUACCUCCUCUCGAGUAACGUACUGAGGAAACGGAGAGCGGCGUUUAUCAUUCUUAUUCACGAUAAACAUGCCAGACGUCUCGUUUCCAAGACGUCCCUCGGAAUCCGUGGAAGGAGAACCCGGCUCAUUUUGUCAAACGAAAAAAGCUUUAACGUUGCAAGCUAAUGCUAGGCUAGAUUAAAAGUAAACACAGAGGGUGGGGCUUGUAGUAAACUAAUAAUCUUGUGGAUGAUGAUGACGAUGAUAAAUGCUGGUGAUGAAACUGACUUAGCUUUAUUACAUUAAAAGCAGGGUUGAGGACGGAUGAGGAAAUCAGUUUUUUUUGUUUUUGUUUUUUUUUUAAUUGUCAAAUUUAUAAAACGUAUAUUCUUAACAAGAUCCUAUUCAGGUGAAACCCGAGCUUCCUCCUAGCCAGAGGAAGAGCAAACCUCAGUCCUCAACUCUGCUUCUUUGCCUGUGCUGCAUAUAAGCCCUUGUUAGGCCUUUAGAUAACGUACUGUAUUAAACAGACACAAAGCUAUCGCUCUCAUCUUUCUCUCACACACACACAGACGCACAUGCACACCUUCACUCACAUGAACACACACACAGCUUGGAUCUGACCACUCUAUUUCUGUUCCUUCAUUCGUCCUGUUAGCCACAGAAGGCUUAAGAAGAAGUGUUAGAUCUUUCAAAAGGUUGUCAGACGAGGAGAGAUGAGGGGGGGAAAGGCUCCCCAGGUUCUUGUGAACGGGCUGAAAUUGUGAAUUGCGUUUAGGAAAUAAGCUUUGUACAUUUUGUCUGUUUGUUUUUUUUUUUGUCUCUCAUGGACUCAGAGGACAUUGAUUCAAUGAACUUUCUCCUUUUUUGUCAUAGAUAACUGAUUAAUGUCAUGUUUAUUUUUAUAGUAUUCUAAAUUAACAAUGAUGUUUCAUUGUGUGAAGUCAAUGUCCACACUUCUGAGUCCACUCUGCUUUCUCAUUGGUUGGCACCACACAAGAUGCAUGCAAUAAUUGGUUAUUACACAUAACUGGUGCCCGGUUAUUAUUAAUUUGCAUGGCACUUGAGGUUCCACUUGCUGUACUUCUGCUUCCGAGAGGGUGGAGCUAUAACAAGAAACGGGCGGGGUUUUGAUACUUGUGAGCCAGCGGCUUUCUGCGCUUACUGUUCCUGAUUUCUCGAGUUCUGCUUACACAAAAGCAACUACUUUCGGCUUCUGGUGACUAACCUGCUCUCAAACUAAUACCUGCAUUCCAGUUUUUGUUUGGUUUCUGUACCGUUCGAUUAACAUGCUGCCAGCAUGCCUCUGAUUUACACGUUUUAAAGUUGGCUAAAUUUAACAGCAACCCUAAUUUCUAUUAUUUCUUUGUUUUUUCCAUUUUGCAGUAAUGUUCAGCCCGCCCCUAAUUGAGCUGGGAAGUCGACAUUCCAUCACUGCCGACAAAUUCAGUCUGCCAUAAAGUUUUAGCCCAAUGGAAGCCACUGGAAGACUAAAAAAUAGUUGAAAAUGAUUUCUGGAUAGAUUUACCCUCAUUAAGUAGUAAACAACAAGUCAUGUUUUAUCACUUUCUUUUUUAGUUGGAAGCCUGUGCUCACAUAGUAUGAAAACUCCGCCCAUAAGAAUCAUGAUUGGCUGUCCUAAAUUAGAAAAAAGGAGUUUAAUAGACACUACUAACAGGCAGUUGUCCUGUUCUUUUUUAUUUUAUUUUAUUUAACCUGUGCACUUUUAAUAUAGGAGUAUAAUGCUUUAUUAUUAAUCUAGGGAAGGUUUGUAGUGCUUUGGUUUGUGAGUCAGUUCAAGUAUAUACUAUAUACUACACAUAUAUACUGAUAGUAAUAGAUUUUUCCAUAUAUGUGCUCUGUGUACAAAGAACAGAGAUCAAACUCACUCACUUAUCCAAAUCUACUCACAUUGCAAACCAGUCCUGUUGUAUUCUGUGAAAUGAACCCACAAGCAUUUGUCAUUUAUAUUUCAUUUAUACUGAUCAUUUAAUGUUUUUAUUGUAUUUUGUCACAUUUGUUCUACUGCCAUAUUCUGAAACAAAAUCCCGGGUGGUCAGAUGCUGGGCUUUUUUUGUCUAUUUAUUAUUCUUAGGAAUAGUUCAAAGUGAACGUGGAGAAACUUGACGACGUUCUGGCUUAUCACGGUAAAGUGGGCUUCGGGAAAAGCAAAACGAGCGACAACAAAACUGCGUGGGUUUUGUUUUUCUUCCUGCCCUCCUUUACUCAAGCUUUCAAGGGAUCGCUGACUUCACGAAUUCUCCGCAAGUGUAAUCGAAUCAAUUCCAAAUUGGAAUGGUCUCAUUCUCUCUUUGUUUAUCGUGCCAAGUCUCGGUACACCGUUUUUACGUUUGAUACGAAAAGGAAAAAAAAGGACCGACAUCGGAAAGAAGGCAAAAGGAGUCGUUGCGGUGGGUGCGGUCCCCACUUUCACACCCUCCGUUUGAUUUUUGUUUCUUCUUGUUUUUUUGUUUUUUUCGUUCUGACCAGUAGUGCCUUUCAUUAUUUCAAGAGAGAAUUCUAGUCUAGCUUUUAGUUUUUGUGGUUUUCUGUUGCCCUCUCCUGAAGGUAAGGCGAUUGACCAAGCAUUUCUUACUUCAGAGGACGCUUAGAAGCAGCAAUAAGUGCAAAAAAACACGCCAUCUGUUUUUGCGAGAGUGCGUUUUGUUAGUCUAAGACAUUAGGUGAAUAAAAUUGAAGUUGCGGCGAAUUCUUGAGAUCAGCGAUCCCAUUAGCAAAUUCAGGGGUUUUAGCAAAAGGUCUUUUUUUAAUCAAGUGGUGGGAAUCAGAAUCUUUUUGCCUCAUAAUGAACAAAAAAAAAAAAAGAGAGAGAGAGAGAUACCACACAUCCGUGUGGCGUUUUUCGCGGAUGGAGACUGGUGUAUCUAUAGCUUUUGUUUGGUGAAGGUAACGUGGUAUCGAUAGUAUUGUUGACAAAAAUGUGUGAACGCGAGUCCUCAUUUUGUCCAUUUUGAGUCUCACUUUUUGUUUGCUGUUUUUGUUUUUUUAAUACUUUUUUUUACAUAAUCUUUAUAUGCAUUGUGAUUUCAGGAAACAGAAAACAUUUUGCAUCAACAAGCUUCAAAAGUGCCAUGAAAGUCACAACUGGUUUGUUGAGGCAUAAACGCAAUUAGCACAUUUGGGAUGCUAGCAAAAAAAAAAAAAGAAAGAAAUUGAAUCAAGUGCAAUUCAGAAUGCUGAUUUACAUGGAGAAUGAGGUUUUCUGUUUGCUGGAAGCGAUAGCGUUGUGAUAUUCAACUAGCUGUGCGAAAUUGACAUGGUCAUAUUGUGUUCCAGUAUUGAUCCGCGAGGAGAGUUUGAUACCUUUAUAUUGAAAUAAUGACUUCAUCCAUAUGUUGGUAUUUAUUUGAAAUGUCUUGCAGUACUGUACUCUUUAUCAAUAACGUGCAUUAUGAUUAGUGGCAAAGGAAAAAAAACAAAAAAAAGAACUCAAAUUCAAUGUCAUAUGCAUGUUUUUCUUCAGUCAUGGAAACUUUUACACAGAACUGAAAACAAACGUAGAACUUUAAAGAGGUUAGGAAAGAAAAAAGGAAAAAAAAAAACUAAAUGGAAAAAAAGAAAUGUGUUUAGCUAUUAAGUGAUGUAUUACUGCUGAACUAACCCAGAAAAAGUGUUGUUUUGUUUUCUGUAGAGGGUGACCCGGUCUGUGUAAAGGUAGUCAUGCUGGUUAAAAUCAAUAAAUGGGACUAAAACGUCA